Prunus avium (sweet cherry) is the source of this 3961-nucleotide messenger RNA. RefSeq lists its product as uncharacterized. Lineage: Eukaryota; Viridiplantae; Streptophyta; Magnoliopsida; Rosales; Rosaceae. The record is from RefSeq and is a predicted model, not a curated record.
UAAAAAUCAAUUUUUCUCUCCAGAUUUUUUUCGUUGGGUCUUCUUCGCUUCACACACAUCCUCUGUUUCCAUGGAGCCAUCCCUGGAAGAGGGAGGGGUAACCAUCCCUUCCAGGACUAUCGCUGAGAUUAUUAUUCAUGUUCGGGCACGUGUGGCCGAUAUCAUGUGGUUAGUAUAUGUAUUUGUGCCCAAAAUACAUGUUCAACUCGUUCAGAUUAUUGUGGACGUUCUUGCAUUUGUGCCCAAAGUCGUGAGAUGGUAUUUUGAUUUCGGCGACUCUUACUACCAUCGUGCAAGGGAAGAGAAGGGAAUUCUUUGUUGCAUCUUCUUCUCUUCAUUAACAAGGAAAUAUGCAUUUAUAAUAUCAUGUAUUGCAGUGUCAAUAGAUCCUUUGUUCUUUUACAUUCCAGUCAUCGAUGAGGAGAACAAGUGCCUUGGAAUAGAUAAAAAGUUGAAGACUGCAGCUCUUUGGUUGCGAGCACUUCCUGAUGCCGCUUUCGCACUGCAUACUAUAAAUCAUGUGUUUACGUUCCAGUCAUCGAUAAUAAGAACAUGUGAUGUAUUCUACUUUUUUCGAAUACUUUUCGUCAGCUUCACGAUGAGCUUAAUUGGCGCUUUCCUUAUCCUUCCCAUCCCACAGUUGGCAAUAGUAGUUUUCUUUUUCAAGUCAGGAGGACAUUUCAGCCAAACAGUUACCAUCGUGAACGUGUUCCUUGUUAUGCAUUAUCUGUCCAGGGUUUUCCUAAUCUACAGAUUCAGUGAUUAUCUCAAGUACAAAACCAAACCACGGGUUCAAGCUGCAUUCAAUUUUUUCUUCUACGUCCUUGCUAGUCAUGUAUUUGGAGGUUUUUGGUAUUUCUUUUCUAUUCAAAGAGAGAUAUCAUGCUUGCAUCAAUCCUGUAAAAAUGCUAUAAGUUGUGGAGCUACUGAUUAUUGCAGUGGCAGUACUUCUUCACGAAAUAUCACCUUCCUAAAUGAGUUAUGCCCGUCAAAUCCACCAAAUGCUACCGUAUUUAAUUUUGGAAUAUUUCUUGAUGCCAUUCAAUAUGGAACCACAAGAUCAAUGCAUUUUCCAACCAAGUUCUUCUACUGCAUAUGGUGGGGCGUCAGAAAUCUAAGUAACUUUGGUACGAAUAUGCAAACAAGUAGCUAUGUGUGGGAAAACUGCUUUGCAAUUAUCGUUUCUUUGAUUGGCCUGCUAUUAUUUUUAUAUCUCCUUGGAAACCUACAGGUAUAUAUGCAACAAGCACUCACAAGAUCAUUGGCUAAGGAGGAGUUAGGACGUGAGAAAGAAAAGGAGAUACAAAUGUGCAUGAAAAUGCAUGGCAUGUCAGAUGUAUCUGUUAGAUUUUAUUUGGGUAAUAUUAAAAAAAAGGAAUUGGAUAAAAACAUAGAUGGUGAAGUGAAUGGGAUUUAUAUCAUCUCUGUUGUUGACGGGUUUUGGAGAGGAAUUAUGCGCAACAGUAUUUGCUGGGAGAUGCUGAAAAAAGUAAAGGAACUUCAAAAUUUGAACAAUGAAGCGUUGGAAAUGAUCUGCGCCUAUCUCAAGCCAAAGAUCUUCAAGGAGAAUGAGAUGGUGGUUGAAGCGGGACAGCCACUUAACGCGAUGGUCAUUAUUAUAGCAGGCUCUAUGCAGGCGUACCAGCCAAUUAGGGUUGCUGGAGAGGCGUGUCCCUCAACCUCAUUUGAAACUCUUGACAAAGGUAUGUUUGUUGGAGAACAACUUCUGGAUUGGGUAGCGAAAACCAAAACUUUCGAGGACCAACCUGUUUCAUUCAAAACUGUCCGAUGUUCCAAAAAAGUAGAAGCCUUUGCUCUUACCGUUGAUGACUUGAAAACUUUAGUGCGCUCCGAAGACAUCUUCUCGAUGAAGUCAAAAGUUGGCAUUCUUAAAAUUGCUGCAAACCCGAAGAUACGAGAGAAAUUGGAGGCAAUAUUUUUGUGGAUGACACUAAAUGGCAUUUCUGAUGAUCUGGCGCUAGUUACUAUGCGUCAUAUUAGUCGAGAUAAAUUGAAAGAAAACAUUCAUGUUGAAGUGGAUGUGAAUUAUAUCUUCUCUGUUCUUGGCCAACAUAGGAAAGACAUUAUGCGCCGCCAUUUCUUCAUGAAAAUGCUAAAAAAAGUAAAGGAGCUUCAACAUAUGAAUGAUCGUGCAUUGGGAAAGAUCUGCGACUAUCUCAAGCCAAAGGUGUUCGAGGAGAAUGCCAAGGUUGUUGAAGUGGGAGAGCCACUUAACGCGAUGCUCUAUAUUAUAGCAGGCUCUAUGCAGGCGUACCUGCCAAUUACGGAUGCUGGAGAAGCAGCUCCAUCAACCUCAUUCGAUACUCCUGAGAAAGGUAUGUUUGUUGGGGAACAACUUUUGUAUUGGGCAAUGAAAACCAAAGCUUUUGAUGACCAACCUGCUUCGUUCAAAACUAUCCGAUGUACCAAAAAAGUAGAAGCCUUUGCUCUCACAGUUGAUGACUUGAAAACUUUAGCGCUCUCCGGAGACAUCUUCCCGAUGAAGUUUAAAGUUAGACUUCUCAAAAUUGCUGCUCAGCCGAAGAUAAGUGAGAAAUUAGAGGUGAUAUUUUUGUGGAUGGCAAUAAAUGGCAUUUCUGAUGAUGCGGCGCUAGAUAUUAUGCAUGGUAUUAGUCAAAACAAAUUGGAAGAAAACAUAGAUGCUGAAGUGGAUGUGAAUUAUAUCUUCUAUGUUCUUGAUGAAUAUGGGAAAAGCAUUAUGCGGCGCCAUUUCUGCAGGGAAACGCUGAAAAAAGUAAAGGAGCUUCAAAAUAUGAACGAUCAAGCAUUGGGAACGAUCUGCGACUAUCUCAAGCCAAAGAUGUUCGAGGAGAAUGCCCAGGUUGUUGAAGGGGGAGAGCCACUUAACACGAUGCUCAUUAUUAUAUCAGGCUCUAUGCAGGCGUACCUGCCAAUAAGGGAUGCUGGAGAAGCUGGAGACGCACGUCCCUCAACCUCAUUCGAAACUCUUGAGAAAGGUAUGUUUGUUGGAGAACAAUUUCUGGAUUGGGCAGCGAAAACCAAAACGUUCGAUGACCAACCUGUCUCAUUCAAAACUAUCCGAUGUUACCAAAAAGUAGAAGCCUUUGCUCUCACAGUUGAUGACUUAAAAAAUUUAGUGCUCUCCGGAGACAUCUUCCCGAUGAAGUCAAAAGUUGGCAUUCUCAAAAUUGCUGCUGACCCGAAGAUACGUGAGAAACUAGAGGCGAUAUUUUUGUGGAUGGAAAUAAAUGGCAUUUCUGAUGAUGUGGCUUUAGAUAUUAUGCAUGGUUUUAGUCAAAACAAAUUGAAAGAAAACAUAGAUGCUGAAGUGGAUUUGAAUUAUAUCUUCUCUGUUCUUGACGAAUGUGGGAGAAGCAUUAUGCGAUGCCAUUUCUGCAUGGAGACGCUGAAAAAAGUAAAGGAGCUUCGAAAUAUGAAUGAUCAAGCAUUGGGAAUGAUCUGCGACUAUCUCAAGCCAAAGAUGUUCAAGCAGAAUGCCCAGGUUGUUGAAGCGGGACAACCACUUAACGUGAUGCUCUAUAUUGUAGCAGGCUCUAUGCAGACGUACCUGCCAAUUAGGGCUGCUGGAGAGGCACGUCCCUCAACCUCAUUCGAAACUCUUGAGAAAGGUAUGUUUUUUGGAGGACAACUUCUGGAUUGGGCAGCGAAAACCAAAAAUUUUUAUGACCAACCUGUUUCGUUCAAAACUGUCCAAUGUACUGAAAAAGUAGAAGCCUUUGCUCUCACAGUUGAUGACUUGAAAACUUUAGUGGUCUCCAGAGACAUCUUCCAGAGGAGUUUAAAAUCCGAAGUUUAAACAACUCUUAGCCGUUGAAACUUCAUAUAGUUGGCACCUUCUUUUUUUUUUUGGUCAAUUGUAGUUGGCACUUCCUUGCAACAAGAUUGAUGAGAUACUAAACAAUUUUUAAGAAAAAAUUAAGCGUGAAGGUUAGGAGGAGGUUUGUUUGUUUAUUUUUUA